AUGAAAUACAAAAAUUAUAACACGGCCACAAUACUAGAAAACUUUGAUAAGAAAUUAAAUAAGAAUUAUAAAGUUUUUAAUAAUGAGGAAAUUAAAAAAAUGGAUGAGGAGUAUGAGCAUAAGAUUAAGAAGAAGGAGCAAUUAAAAUUACAAAAGAAACAAAUAAAAAAACAGGAACAUAAAAAUGAAAAGAAAAAAAAAAAUAAAAAUCUAAAUAAAAAACACAAUCAAAAUAAUACUAAUAAUAGUGAUAAUAGUUUCCAUAAUAGUGAUAACAAUAUUAAUCAAAAUGGUAAUUAUACAAAUAAUAGUGAUUAUAAUAUCAUUAAUAAUAAUCAUGAUAAUAUUAAUUUUAUUCAUGGUAAUAAAAAUAAAAACCAUGAUAAUAGUUUUCACAAUAAUGAUGACGUAAAAAAUGGUGAAGUUAAGAAUCUUGUUACUAAUGAGGAAAGGGAAAAACAAAAUGUUACUUUUGAAGACCUAAAUAUAUGUGAAGAAAUAUUAGAAAGUAUAAAAGAAUUAGGAUGGAAAAAACCAACAGAAAUACAAAGAGAAAUAUUACCUCAUGCAUUUCUAAAAAAAGAUAUUAUAGGAUUAAGUGAAACGGGAAGUGGGAAAACUGCUUGUUUUAUUAUACCCAUAUUACAAGAUUUAAAAGUGAAUAAACAAAGUUUCUAUGCUUUAGUUAUAUCACCGACAAGAGAAUUAUGUAUACAGAUUUCACAAAACUUUCAAGCAUUAGGUAUGAAUUUAUUAAUAAAUAUUUGUACAAUAUAUGGUGGUGUAGAUAUUGUAACACAAUCCUUAAAUCUAGCCAAAAAACCGAAUGUAAUUGUGAGCACACCUGGUAGAAUACUAGAUCAUUUAAAUAAUACAAAAGGAUUCAACCUAAAAAAUUUAAAAUAUUUAGUUUUUGAUGAAGCUGAUAAAUUAUUAUCUCAAGAUUUUGAAUCAUCCAUAAAUAAAUUAUUAUUAAUAUUACCACCGAAUCGUAUUACAUUUUUAUUUUCAGCAACCAUGACAAAAAAUGUUGCCAAAUUAAAAAAAGCUUGUCUUAAAAAUCCGGUUAAAGUAGAGGUCUCAAAUAAAUAUAGUACUGUCUCCACAUUAAUAGAAACAUAUAUUUUUCUUCCUCUUAAAUAUAAAUAUACUUAUCUUUCUAGUUUAUGUUUUCAUUACCAAACAAGAAAUAUUAUUAUAUUUACAAAUACUUGUGCAACCGCUCAAAAAUUAAACUUUUUUUGUAGAAAUCUAGGACUAAAAUCCAUAUGCCUACAUGGUAAAUUAACACAAAAUCAAAGAUUAAGUAGCCUUAAUUCCUUCAAAGUUAAUAAAUAUAAUAUAUUAAUCUCAACACAAGUGGGAGCCAGAGGACUGGAUCUACAAGAUAUUAAAAUUGUUAUAAAUUUUGAUAUUUGCUCAUGUAAAGAAUAUAUACAUAGAGUCGGAAGAACAGCAAGGGCAGGGAGAUCUGGGAAAUCCAUAACCUUUGUUACACAAUAUGAUGUGGAAAAUUUCUUAGCAAUAGAAAAACAGUUGAAUAAAAAAAUUGAUAAAUUUACAGACCUUGAUGAAAACGAUGUUCUUUUAUACCAUGAGCAAACUAUUGAGGCACUCAGGUUAUCAGAAAUAGAGAUGAAGGAAAACCAGGAAUUAUACAAAAAAAAUAAAUUUAAAAAAAAAAAAUGA
Molecule: messenger RNA, 1689 nt
Organism: Plasmodium falciparum 3D7
Lineage: Eukaryota; Apicomplexa; Aconoidasida; Haemosporida; Plasmodiidae
Gene: DDX47
Product: DEAD/DEAH box helicase
Cellular component (GO): nucleus
Molecular function (GO): RNA helicase activity; ATP binding; nucleotide binding
Source: RefSeq, a predicted model, not a curated record